GGGAGGCGAUGUUCUCCAAAUACACCAACGGUAUCUACGGUGGCCGCGACAAGAUCGCUUACCUGAAAGAGUUGCUCUCGGUUCUUGCGGAGCUGCUUGGCUCGCCGGCCACGGGUCCCGCUGGGCUGCGUUGUCUCGUCGCCUGGAGCCUGUUUCGACAGCUGCUCGCAUACGCACAGCUUCCACGGGGUGCCGGCGAUAAGGAAACGCUGUACGUCUGCUACCAACGAGUCAGCGAUGUCAUGGACUUGGCACUAAACAGCCACUACCUUCAAUCAGUGGUGAACUACCAUGCAGUGUACAGAGCCUUGGACAUGUUUGCCAGAAUCCGCGAGGCCUUUGGUGCAGCAAUACGGAACUCGAGCUGGCUCGUCGGCCAUGAGCGGCACGUAGCCCUGCGGAAGCUGGCCAACAUGAAAGCCCUUGUUGGCGGCCCCGAGCAUAGGUGGGACGAGCACUACGUGGAGGAGUACUACGAGGGGCUCCCCGACUCGCCGAGUGACCGUUUUUUCGACGCGUGGCUCAAGGCUCGGUCGUUCUGCGCCCACCGCCGGUGGUUGGACCAGACGAAGCUGGUGUUCGACGUCGCCACGGUGAACGCCUACUACGAGCGCGAAACCAACGUCGUCAUCGUGCCGGCUGCCUUGCUGCAGCCCAUAUUCUUCUUCCCCGACGGCAACGAGGCGUACAACUAUGGAAACCUUGGAGAUAUCAUGGGUCACGAGAUUAUGCAUGGUUACGACAUACUAGGAGUGCAAUACGACGACAACAAACAGUUCAAGCCGUGGGACACUCCGCUGUCGCGCGAGCGCUAUGUCCAAAACGUCAUGUGCUUGCGCGGAUCCCACGCACAGGCGCUACGCCGCAAGCGCCACCUGGCACUCAACGACACGGUCGACUCGGAGAACCUGGCGGACUUCGUGGGCGCCGCGACCGCGUACGCCGCCUUCCGCAGCCUGCCGUCCUACCAGCGCCACUGGACGCUGCCCGGGCUGCACCUGACGGCCGACCAGCUCUUCUUCGUGGGCCGCUGCACCAAGACGUGCAAGCUGGCCGAGCCGAAUACGACGCGCUACGCGACCGCGCGCUCGCGCUGCAACGUGCCUCUCGUGCACAUGGAGGCCUUCGCGCGGGCCUUCCGCUGCGAGGUCGGGACGCGCAUGAACCCGGCCCACAAGUGCUCGUUCUGGGCCUGA
Messenger RNA from Dermacentor andersoni, 1196 nucleotides. RefSeq names its product neprilysin-11-like. The record is from RefSeq and is a predicted model, not a curated record. Gene Ontology annotation, biological process: protein processing. Gene Ontology annotation, cellular component: plasma membrane. NCBI's taxonomy places the organism in Eukaryota, Metazoa, Arthropoda, Arachnida, Ixodida, Ixodidae. Gene Ontology annotation, molecular function: metalloendopeptidase activity.